AUGUUGGUCAAGAACCAAAAUGUUAACAUGAUCAUCUUGUUGCUAAUUGUAUGCAAACUCUCACUUGUUGUUGGAUCAAACACAUGGGUUGGUUCUAAAUACCAAAUCCAAUGCACAAUGUGUGCUGCUUGUGACAACCCAUGCAACCAACCCACAUACUCUCCACCACCACCGCCGCCGUCGCCACCGCCACCAUCCAUACCCAAACCCUCGCCACCCACAACCAACUGCCCUCCACCGCCUACUCCACCCACAUCAGGUGGUGGCGGAUACUAUCAUCCGCCACCAUCAACCUCUCAAGGUCCUUACUACACCUACCCACCACCAGCACCAUUCAACAAUAACUACCCUACCCCACAACCACCCAACCCCAUUAUGCCUUACUUUCCCUACUAUUAUUACAAUCCUCCACCACCCGCGCCAUCCGUGGCAGCCGUCUGCCGCCCCGGAUCCGCCUAUCUGUUAUUACUCAACCUUGUUUUACUUUUCUUUUAUAUAAUAUAUUAA
Helianthus annuus (common sunflower) is the source of this 507-nucleotide messenger RNA. Its product is annotated as leucine-rich repeat extensin-like protein 3. The transcript has a single exon. The coding region runs from base 1 to 507 and encodes 168 amino acids. The record is from RefSeq and is a predicted model, not a curated record. NCBI's taxonomy places the organism in Eukaryota, Viridiplantae, Streptophyta, Magnoliopsida, Asterales, Asteraceae.